Molecule: messenger RNA, 636 nt
Organism: Ilex paraguariensis (yerba mate)
Lineage: Eukaryota; Viridiplantae; Streptophyta; Magnoliopsida; Aquifoliales; Aquifoliaceae
Source: the annotation of a GenBank genome assembly
AUGAAAUGUGUGUUUGGUGCAUGGGGAGCCUGUCGGGCCGAAGGAGAAGAGAAGGAGAAGGCUAUACAGUCUGCAAAAGAAUCGCUAGCGCUUAUCGAGAAUCAGAUCAAUGGGAAGAAGUUUUUUGGAGGAGAACAGAUCGGAUUUCUGGAUCUGGUGAUUGGUUGGAUGUGUCGUUGGCUCGAAGUCAUGGAAAAAGUUGGGGGCAUGAAGCUACUUGACCCUCAAAGGUUCCCAGUACUCUAUGAAUGGGCUCAAAACUUCAUGGAAGUUCCAGUCAUCAGUGAAUGUAUGCCACCAAGAGAAUAUUUGGUCAACUAUUUCCAAGCUAGCCUCUCCUACUUGAGUUCCUUAUCCGCUAAUAAGCAAUGAUUUUCUGUUUUUACAAAGACCAAUUUGCUGGGAUUUGUUAAAUAUCACUGCAUCUGAGUCAUGUGUGUUUGUUUUUUUUUUCUUUUCAUACAUCUGUUUUCUUUUGGCUUGCUGAAUGAUAUGAUCUUGUACGAUUGUAUCUGAUGAUGUGUGGACUAGAAAUGUAACGACAUCCAGUAAGUUCGUGUAUGAUGAGUAAGCUGGAGAGCUUGAGGCUUGAAUGUUUGACUGCAAAUAUGAUAAUUAGACAAAUGGACAAUAAAG